This is a messenger RNA of Cimex lectularius (bed bug), 5594 nucleotides long. Its product is annotated as adenomatous polyposis coli protein-like. The record is from RefSeq and is a predicted model, not a curated record. Gene Ontology annotation, biological process: negative regulation of microtubule depolymerization; Wnt signaling pathway; nervous system development. Bases 281 to 4954 code for a protein of 1557 amino acids. Gene Ontology annotation, cellular component: beta-catenin destruction complex; catenin complex; cytoplasmic microtubule. Lineage: Eukaryota; Metazoa; Arthropoda; Insecta; Hemiptera; Cimicidae. Gene Ontology annotation, molecular function: gamma-catenin binding; microtubule binding; beta-catenin binding. The transcript has 29 exons.
GUGCGCCUGUCAGUCUGCUGUUAGCUGCCUCCGACUCGGUUCGGCCUCCGGCUGCUGCCACUCCGCUUACAAUCUAAACUAAAUUUAUUAUCACUACUCAAUUUUAUCUAUAUUCCGUUAUUCUACCUUUCCGCGGAGUCCGCCUCCCGUUCAGUGAGCCCCUCCCUCGAUUGUUCCACACGAUUUCCUUUCCACGAAAAGUGUCUUCCAGUUGUGCGUUACAAGUGUUAUUUGUUGUUAUGACAAAUAAAUCUGUUAUUUUGUGUUUUGAUGAUAAAUAAUGGAUCAUUUCGGAUUAAAAUCAGCCGACAACAAUCUCAACGAGCCCAACAACAAUAGAAACAAGUCCAUUUGGCAACAGAAGCCCCAGAGUUCAUCAUCGAGAAGGCAUAACAUCAACAUCGUCCACAACUUAAAUAACAACAACAAGGAUGUUAUUGGGACGCGGUGGACCAAGGAGCAGGGGGCUUCGCCAGAGGCCAAAGAGCAAGAAGAAACGUCAACCCAAGCCAGCGACAGGGGAAUGAAAUUGAUUUCCGGGCAGAACACGAUGUGCCAUAGCACAGCAGCUGUCAAUACCAAACAAGCUAUGUGCGAUGGAGGGCUCAGUUAUAGCUACAGUUACAGCAGUGAGCAGCUUGGUACAAAGGUUGAGAUGGUCUACAACCUUCUUUCCAUGCUGGGGACGCAUGACCGAGCAGACAUGACAUCAACACUCCUUGCCAUGAGCAGUUCUCCCGACAGUUGUAAAGCCAUGAGACAGUCAGGGUGUCUUUCUCUUUUGGUACAACUUGUUCAUUCGAGCGGAGAGAGCACGGUUGUGCGCCAGAGGGCGGCAGAAGCUCUUCGCAACAUGGUUUUGUGUCAUAGUGAUGAUAAGAGAGGGCGACGAGAGGCCAGGGUGCUUCGCCUUCUCGAGCAAGUGACCAACUACAGUGAUUCUUUAACAUCCUCGGGGUUGGGCAGCGAGGGCCACUGUGAAGAAUCUCACCCUGGUCCUGCCAUCGCGGCACUCAUGAAGCUAUCGUUCGAUGAAGAGCACCGGCUGGCCAUGUGUCAGCUCGGCGCUCUUUAUGUGAUCGCCAGGCUCGUUCAGGUCGAAGCUCCUUAUCACCAAGAAUGCUGCGUGACCUUAAAGCGUUACGCCGGAAUGGCCCUGACCAACCUGACUUUCGGUGACGGAAACAACAAAGCCCUUCUCUGUUCCAUGAAACCAUUCAUGGCCGCUCUUGUAGCGCAGUUAUCAUCAAACAGUGAAGAUCUCACUCAGGUUACAGCAAGUGUACUAAGAAACUUGUCCUGGAGGGCGGACGCUGCAAGCAAGCAAUCCCUUCGGGAAGUCGGGUCAGUUCCGGCGCUCAUGAGAGCCGCCAUGGCAGCGACAAGAGAGCAAACUUUAAAAUCUGUCUUGUCUGCUCUAUGGAAUUUAUCAGCACACUGCAAUAUAAACAAGGUGGACAUUUGUAGCGUUGAAGGAGCUCUACAAUACCUCGUUGAAAUGUUAAAUUAUCAGUCAUCUUCUAAAACACUCUCGGUCAUAGAAAACUCUGGAGGGAUUUUGCGAAAUAUUUCUAGUCAUAUUGCCGUACGUGAAGAUUACAGAAAAAUCCUCCGUGAGCACAACUGCCUCGCUAUCCUCCUCAGGCAACUUCAAUCCGCAAGUUUGACAGUGGUGAGCAAUGCAUGCGGGACGCUUUGGAACCUUUCAGCCAGAUGCGCCACAGAUCAAAGAGCGCUUGUGGCACUCGGUGCUGUGCCCAUGUUGACUUCGUUGGCACACUCGAAGCACAGGAUGAUCGCGAUGGGGGCUUCUGCGGCAUUGAAGAACCUUCUUCCUGUUCGUUUAGCACAGCAGCAAGCUCAAACGCCUUCAGGGAGUGCAACACUCCUUGUGAGAAAGAGAAGGGCCCUCGAAGCGGAACUGAACAGCUCGCUGUCCGAAACAUGCGAUAACAUCGAUCCGUCGCCCAUCUGGGACGCUGAGCAAGUAACGACUACUCCGGCUAAAGAAGACUGCGAUCAGAUAAAUCAGACGAUACAACACAUCGAGGAGACCUCGGACCAACCUGUGAAUUAUAGUCUUAAGUAUUGCGAGAAAGAAAACAAAACAAAUGAGACAGACAAUGAUGCAGUUAAUUACAGCAUUAAAUUCAAAGAUGCAGAGAACUCUGAGCAAAAGCCUUACUUCAAUGAAGAAACAGGCGGUGAUUAUGCAGAAACGGAUCUCGAUCAAUUGACUGAUUAUAGUUUAAGGUAUAACGAAGAAGAACAGACAGAGCAGCAGGAUUCACCCAGCCCAUCACUGAACAAAUGUAAGGAAAUUGAGAAGCCAAAUGAACCUGUUAAUUCGGUAGAAGCUUCGCCAGGAAAAUUAGAUUCAGGGAAACCUACGACUUUGGAAACGCCGUUGAUGUUCUCGAGGUGCAGUUCACUAGGUUCAUUGAGCAGCUGUGAGCAACAGGACGAUUGCAGAUCUUCUGUAGUGAGCGAAUUCAGCCGGAUGACGAGUGGCAUUCUCUCGCCGAGCGAGGUGCCAGAUUCGCCUACUCAGACAAUACCGCCAAGCCCUCGGGUCAAAGUCCCACCUGUUCUAACAGAGACAAACGAAGCGGAAGAAAAGCCAUCCGGCCAACCUGGAGUCUUUGACGAUGCAGUCGUAGCUUUUAAGGAAGAAAGCACACCUGCGCAGUUUUCCACGGCGACUAGUCUGAGUGAUCUCACCUUUGAUGACGAAGGACAUGAGGGAAGAAAAGAAAUUGAAUUGGCAGCAGUGUCAGAAGAAGAAGACGAGCAUGUUUUAGCCGACUGUAUCAAUAUCGGAAUGCAAAACAACAGAGACCGUGUUGAAUCCGGGUCUAUGGCACAAAACAGCCGGAUACCACGAGUGAGAGGAAUCCCCGUUAAGAUACCAACUCGUCAGACGCAGCAUAUGGAGGACACUCCUGUACAGUUCUGCACCGAAGACACCCCUGCGAGCUUAAGUCACGCUACGUCCCAUAGCGAGCUUUCCUGUGCUUUGUCCGACGCCUCAUCCGAUCACGAAAACAUCCUUGCUGAAUGCAUACAAUCCGGCAUGCCGCAAGCUCAGAAUGGAAGCCAAGUUGAACUUAAAGCGAAAGUAUCACAAGUUGCUCCCAGAGGAAAAGCGACAAUUGUUAAACCUAGACCAGUGUCUAUUCCAACACCAAGGAUGAGGCAGUUGGUGGCUGAAGACGAAGUUUCAGUUUUUGCCACUGAAGGAAGCCCUGGAAACUUCUCGAUCAGAUCUUCGCUCUCGGAUCUAACGAUUAAUUCCAAACCUGAAAGGCUCGGAAUUGAAACUCCUCCACCUGCCGAGAAUCCAUCGCCUCUGAGCUCUCUGGAUCCAGAUGUUACAGUCGAUGAAGUUGAAGCUGUUACUGUGCUCUCGGGGGCUUCGGCGGAUGAGGUAACUCUGGCCGAGCAAGAAGACCAGGCACUUCUCAUGCAAGUCAUUUCAUCUGGAAUGCCUUCAGUCCCUGAUAAAAUGAAAGACAGCACUGACACAUGGGCAGAAGAAACUCCCAACGACAUGUCAUAUCCGAGUUUGAGUAUGGCACCACCUGUUAUCCACUCAUACGACAGUGCUGAAGACGAAGAUGACAAGGAUAAGACUGAUCAAGAUAUCACAUUGACAGAAUCAAGAGUGAUAAAACUCAAUUCGGGAAAAGUAGCUCUUAUAUCUCAUCUAGAAAUGGAAAAUAGUUUUGUCGGGAUAGAUGAAAUCCAGCCGCCUUCCAAUAUGGCUUCGAUGAUCUCGAUGUCCAGCUGUACUUCCAUCAAUGACAAAUACCCGAAGAAAGAUUUCAAACUUACAGAUAGCCUUCUCAACGGAAGCGUCCUUGAACUCGACCAGGUCCAACCGCCUUCGGCCAUGGACUCGAUCAUUUCACUAUCGUGUUCAAUCGAUGUCGACAAGAAAAAAUUACCGCAGAAAGAGGCGAGUCUUCUUGAAAACGUCAAGCCGCCGACUGAAAUGGAGGAGAUGGUCGAUCUUGACAACAGCAUCAUGAGCGUGGCGAGCAUCAGUUCAGAAAUCGCUGACGGCAUUGACGACAUCACAUUAGAAGCCACGCCGCCCUCACAACGGAAGAUGACGCCAAAGCAGAGACGAGAGCUUGGAAAAUUCAGAUAUAACACAUAUGUGAUUAAGGGAGAACCGAAAGGAGGAAAGGAACAAGUGCAAGAAGUUGAGACUAAGCCGAAGGAAAGAACAACACCUAAGCAACGGAGGCAAGCUGAUAGAGAUAGAUUUAGGACUAGAACAAUCAAUGAUGUGCCUCCGCCUCCAAAUGUAGAAAGAUUGUCGAGUGUAGAGAGUGAGAGCCAGGCGAGCGAGGGAAGCAUUUCGCCGCUAGAACAGCCUUCUGAAAGCCCGAGCGAAGCCGAGGAGCCGCCGAGGCCGAUCGUCGUCAAACCUCCUGAGGUUAAAAGCAUCAGAGGAGGAGCCAGCCGGAGCAGCGCCAUCCCGGUGGUGCGAAGCCCCGUCAAAAUCCCUCAGCCCGCUGUCAAGAAGAAGUCGCAGGUCGUCCAACCCUUGCAGAGACAGGGCACUUUCACAAAGGAUGAAGCUUCCUCUAGCAUUCCCGUACCUAUCAAAAAAAUAGCAUCACCUCUUAAAAAGAACCCCAUAGCCCCGAGCAAGAAUGCCGCCGGGAGAGGCAGGGCUGCCAGUCUUCCGAAUAAGCCGGGGUUCGGCGUUCGCACUUCCGUUAGCAACCAGAGCCUAAAGUCGGCGUGCUCCGACCAGAGCGGAUCCGGCAGGUGGCACUCGAACUCGAGUCUGAACUCGCAGGCGGCAGCGCCCGUGAAGAAAGAGGCCACUUCGAAGAUCGCCAGCCUGUGGAAAAAAGUCGACGAAUCAAAGAAAAAACAGACUGGAAAGGAUUCGCGGGUUUGGAUACCGCCGGAACCAAAGAACAAGCAGAUGGCUUGAAAUGUAAAUAUUCUUUUACCAUAAAUGAGCUUUAGGUUGAUAAAUGAUCAAUGCACCCAGGUGUAACCAUCAAAGGGAUUACGAGCUCCUUUUUAUUUGUUAUCUUGUAUUAUUAUUUUUUUAGACUUUUUAAUAAAUACACAAUUUAAUUAAUUACAAAAACAAAACAUUCAGAUUCAAAUUAUGCUUGUCUGUCUUGUUUUUCAAUUUUUCAUGAGCAGAAUUCUCUUGAAACCCUUUUCAUCACGUAAGUUCCAAAGAGCUGUGCAAUAAACUGCAACUUAUUUGUAAGAUGUAGUAGCUUUUAUUUUUUAUUUUUUUUAUUUUAUUAAUUAAUAUUUUUAAAGUGUUUUAAUAGAGUUAGCUCAAAACCUUAAUUUUCUCUUUCUUUAUUGUAUAAUUUGUUUUACUUUAAAAAAAAAAAUCUUUUAUGUUUUUGUUACAACUUUUGUACGAUCAGACUGCUUAGUAGUAAUAUAUUUUUUGUAUUAGUCAAUCAUAUAGGUCAUUAAUUAAAAUGAAUCGGAAAAAUGCGAAAGUUAAUUGAUAUAUUUAGAAUUUAUUGUUAGCUAAGUCUGUUCCAUUUUUAACGUUCAACAUUAAAACUGGAGAUUACAUAAUAUAUAAAAACAUUGUUUUC